CGCAAGGUUGUGGGAGUGGGUCACUCAGCUGUUUGUCAAUCAAAACAUGGGGAAUCUGUGAUUCUUGGAGAAAAAUGAUUUCGGUUGAUUUCUACUCAGUGAUAUAAAUAUUGUGUAACUAAUUAAUAUAGGUUAGUUAAACGUGAAUCUAAACAAAAAGAAAGAUUUGAUGGGGAACCAACUAGCAGGGACUGUUCCUACACAGAUCCUACCUGUGGAACACUAUCUUCAAGACUUAUCAGAUUUAGAAUAUGAUUCCAGUUUGGGAAGCACUAGAUUUUUCAAAGUUGCUCGGGCAAGACACAAAAGAGCUCUUGUAGUUGUCAAGGUGUUUGUCCUCCAUGAUCCAACGCUACCAUUAGUAGAACACAAGGAGAAACUGGAAUAUCUUAACCGAGAACUAUCACCAAAGUACAACUGCUUACCAUUUGCAAAACCAGUGUUAACAGAUAAAGCUGUUUUUUUAAUUCGGCAAUAUGUGAAAGCAAAUAGCUAUGAUCGCUUGAGUACAAGACCUUUUCUGACAUUGUUAGAAAAGAAAUGGAUAGCAUAUCAGUUGCUAAAAGCUCUUAGCUAUUGCCAUUCCAAAGGGAUCUGUCAUGGAGAUAUUAAAUUAGAAAACAUGUUGGUAACCAGUUGGGUUUGGUUACUGUUGACAGACUUUGCUUCCUACAAGCCUGCUCUUUUGCCGGAAGACAACCCUGCUGACUUUUCAUAUUUUUUUGAUACUUCGAGAAGAAGGACUUGUUAUGUUGCCCCGGAGCGAUUUCAAAUGACUUCAGCUGCCCCGGAUGGUUCUACGGUUCCUAUGAGCCAGUCAAUGAUGGUCGACACAUUCAUUCCUCCUUACCAGUUAACCCCAACGAUGGAUAUUUUUGCUGCUGGAUGUUCGCUGAUUGAGUUAUUUACGGAAGGACAAGCUCCGUUCGACUUUGCGCAGUUACUGGCAUACAGAUCUCAGGAGAUGUCCACGUCUCCAGUCUUGCAAAAGAUGGAGGAUUCUGCAGUUAGAGAUUUAUUGUUGAAUAUGAUCCAACUCGUACCAGAAAAACGUCUUUCAGCCGAUGAGUAUCUACAGUGGCAGAGGGGAAAUGUGUUCCCCGAGUGCUUUUAUGGAUCUAUUUACGAAUACAUGCAAACUUUGACUCAACCGCAAUGGGGACCGGCCGAUACGAAAAUUGACAAGAUACAUCGUGAUUUACCAGAUCUGGUCCGUGAUUUGUCACCAACAGAAAGUGGCUUACUGAUUAUUGCAAAUGUCGUAUUAUCUAGUUUGAGGUCUCUCCAGUAUUCUUCUUCCAAAUUGAAAGCGCUGGUGAUUUUGCAACAGUUAUGUCCGCACCUAACGGACGAAAUAAUCUUAGACAGAAUUUUGCCUUACAUUAUGCACAUGUUGUCGGAUGGAAAUAGUCGUGUCCGCAGCAGUGCUUUGAAAUUACUGGCGGCCAGUCUAUUCCCGGUGCGACGACUUCCUCGGAGUGACGCCAACGUCUUCAGCGAAUACAUCCUCCCAGUCAUCAACAGUUUGGCGCAGGACACCAGCGGGCUCGUUCGCUGCACUUUGGCCCAGCAUGUGGCUGACUUGGCCGAAAUUGCGCUCAAGUUCCUCGAACUAUCGCAUUGGCGAGUCGAAGCGAACGUCACAACUCCUACCAGUGAGAUACCCGGUGGUGCUUUGAACUGGUGUAACACCAACGGGUUCGAAAGUGAACUUCAAGCCUUGCAGGAAUCAUUUCAGACCUUAGUUUCCUCGUUGCUGACCGACUCAAACUCUCAGGUUAGGCGAACUCUGCUAGAAUAUAGUGUGGCCAAACUUUGCGUCUUUUUCGGACGCCAAAGAGCCAGUGACGUGAUCUUCAGUCAUGUCAUCACGUUUUUGAAUGACAAAAAUGAUCGUCACCUUCGAGGGUCAUUCUUCGACUGUUUGGCUGGUGUAGCCUCCUACAUUGGCUGGUGCUCUGCUCCAAUUUGCCAGCCUCUUCUACAGCAAGGGCUAAGUGAUGCCGAAGAAUUCGUAGCCGUCAAAGCUGUAGAAUCUAUGAUUGGACUGACACAGUUGGGGCUCUUGCCCAAGGCCACCUUGCUGGGGUUGCUUCAUGACACAGCCUCCUUCCUCAUACACCCGAAUAGAUGGAUUCGAUAUGCUGUCGUGGGAUUCAUUUGUUGUGCUGCUCGUAAUUUGAACGUAGUAGAUGUCCAGUGUCGCCUGGCGGCCAUUCUCGAUCCUUACUUGCGCUACCACGUCGUCCAGAUGGAUCAAGAAUCUUUGCUUUUGGAAGCACUGCAACCGCCAAUCUCGCGUGGGAUUUGGGACAAUGUGAUCAAAUGCCACGACAUCCAGUUACUCUUGUCUACUUUGGCCGAACGAAUCGAAUCGCGAAAAACAGGCAAAGAUUGGAUCCCCCAUCCAGCCGAAAUUAAUGGUCCGAUAAAAACGUUGUUGCGUCGCCUCGGGUCGGAAGGCUUGAAUCCUACCACCGAGGAGCAACUCCUGCGAAUGAAGGAGAUUGUGUUGAAAUUGCAGCGACAUAAAUCAGUCGUUGAGCAGCACAAGCAAACGUGGAACGAGCAGGCGGUCAUUCAUCUCAGCACUGUGAAAAGCCGUUCGGUCGAUUUGCACAGUACGGAAAUGCUUAUGAAGGCCAUGGUUUACUACGCCCAGUUGCAGUGCCAACAGCCAGACCGAACCCUGUCGUUUGAUCACCGAACAUUAAGCGAUCAUUCACCCGCCACAUUUGUUCAAAUGAAUCCGGAAUGGCUGCACAUGUUCGGGCCACCGCCGACCGCUUUGCCCGAUCAGCAGAGGAAGGAAUUUGAAUCCGCUGAAAUUUUGCAGCCGGAAGCGGAAUACCGGCCACAGCGCGUCAAUAGUAGCGUAUUACCUUGCAAUGCCGAGUUGCAGCGUUUGCUCAGUCGUAGGACGGCCCAGGAGCAUGUCAGCGCCUUGGCUCGCCGCAUGGUGGCAUCCGGCGUGGAAGCUCGAGCCUUUUGUGUCAGGGCCCCCAAUUGGGUCCCUAAAGGCGUCCUCAUUGCCCAUCUUCACGAACACAAAGCCGCCGUUACCAGGCUAGUGGCUAUUCGGAACACGUCCUACUUUGCUAGCGGCUCAAUGGAUGGGUCCGUCAAAAUUUGGGAUUGCAUCAAGUUCGAAGGCAGAAAUGUAGCUAAUCGUUCGAGGCAAACGUGCACUAGAAUGGGAAGCGGAAUCACGUCAUUGACAACGAUCCAAUCGGGCGCUUCUUUAGCAAGUGCCUCGAGCAACGGAAUGAUCCACGUUAUGCGAAUUGAAACUGGCUCUUGUAGUACUCGAAGUACUUUGACUCAUCACAAACAAUUGGACCUUAAUCAGGAAGGAUCGGUUGUCGAUCUUCAAUCCCUGGAUUAUGGCAAUCAGUCAGUUUUAGUUUAUGCUACUCUUAUGGGUUCAAUUGUCGGCUGGGAUUUACGAAGUCCCGCUGUAGCUUGGAAAUUGGAACACAAUUUAAGACACGGAGUCAUAACAUCGAUGUGCAUCGAUCCUAGUCAGAGCUGGCUAGCAAUUGGGACCGACAAUGGUGUUCACAUCUGCUGGGAUUUGCGAUUCCGGCUCCCAGUUGCUUCGGUGAAUCACCCUGGAGGUGCUCGAGUAUUACGCCUUCUGUGUCACCCAACGCAGCCCUCGUGUCUAAUUUCAGCGGUUAAUCACAACAACGAAAUAUCGAUUUGGGACUGGGAAAACCAAAGUCGAACAUUGGCCUUAUGGGCCAGUCCUACUCCGCCACUUUCUUCCUAUCAGGGGUCGUGCCAUAAUUCCUACGGGGCUUUCAUCGGUUGUCGCAUUGGUGGCCACAACAAGCCAUUCAUUCUGUCAGGUGGAUCCGAUUUGAGGUUGCGCUACUGGGAUCUCUUUAAUCCUGAGCAGUCGGCGCUCAUAAGCGGAGGUGCAUACGACACGAUUAGAAAUCAGGACGUCUCUUACGAUUUGCGACUUGUGGAUGGCGUAGAAGUGAUCCAGGAAACUCAGAAGCCCACUUCUUCUCCGAUGGCGUCCCACGGGGUUUAUUGUGACGGUUUGGGUUCCAGUCCUGGUUUGGCAGGCAUUCACAACCUCACAAAUUUGAAAGCGUCGCCCCCGUUGGGUAUCACCAUGACAGAUUACAACCCUCCGUCUGGCCACGCGGAUGUCAUCAGUGACAUAACGAUGGUACAAGGCUCUCAGUCGUAUAUCGUUUCGGCUUCCAAAGACGGAGUGGUCAAGGUUUGGAAGUGAAGGGCAUAUUAUACUUUGGGUUGGCAAUUUAGAAGGUUUUGUCUUGUCGAAAAUAAUGUAAUCGAUUUACGGUUGUUGUAACGUCGUUUCUAGUUAAAAAAAAGAAAGCCCCUUGUUUCGUGUUGACGUAUAAAUGUAAUCAUUCCAUCUAGGCAUGAAAAAUAGUAUCAAUAAAGAAAAAAGCCCAUCGUGUA
Messenger RNA from Daphnia pulicaria, 4443 nucleotides. It is a transcript of the gene Vps15, whose product is annotated as phosphoinositide 3-kinase regulatory subunit 4-like. Gene Ontology annotation, cellular component: phosphatidylinositol 3-kinase complex, class III, type II; phosphatidylinositol 3-kinase complex, class III, type I; late endosome. Gene Ontology annotation, molecular function: protein serine/threonine kinase activity; protein binding; ATP binding. Gene Ontology annotation, biological process: protein phosphorylation; autophagy of peroxisome; late endosome to vacuole transport. Bases 170 to 4249 code for a protein of 1359 amino acids. The transcript has 22 exons. The record is from RefSeq and is a predicted model, not a curated record. NCBI's taxonomy places the organism in Eukaryota, Metazoa, Arthropoda, Branchiopoda, Diplostraca, Daphniidae.